AUGGCGGACGAUCUAAAGGUUGGAUUUGUCGGAGGCGGAUCUAUGGCAAAAGCAUUAGCCAAAGGAUUUAUAACGACAAACACCGUCAGAGCAAGUAACAUUAUCGCUAGUGCUACCACGGAAAAAACGCUGGCUGUCUGGAAGGUGAGACAAUUUGUCCUCUUUUAAAUUAAAAUGUAGCUAGGUACUUAGGCACGUGUUAUCUAAACUACGAUCGAUCAGUGCUAGUAAAAAUUUGUGAAAAUUUGAAUCCCUUUUCCCUACCACGAGAGGCAACCUCGUUAUCCUGUCACAAGAAGGCUGCCAAAAUGUGGAUUUUCAGUUUACAAUGGUGCAAUAAGGAUUCUUAAGGAUAAGAAUUAAAAUCUUCAUCAGCGACCUUUAGGAGGGAAAAGGUUAUCUUCAUCAUCAUCGUUAUUAUCAUUGUCGUCUUUUGUUCUAAGCCCACAGAGUGGCUUUAUAAACCAAUGUAUAUCAUGUAUGCUUGUAUCCCAAUUACUGAGUUGCUCAGAGGAGCAACGUAUAAUUUCCUCUUUUUACCUGCUUCCUUCUUAAUAAGAUUUGUUGUUUUGUGAAUCUGUUAAAUGCUUCCAUUAAUCACGCAAAUGGAACCCCAGUUGCCAAAAAAAAAAAAAAAAAAAAAACCCUUCGUGGGAAAUCGAAAAAGAUGUAGUUUCAAGGGUAAAAUGUGAAAAGAUAAAUUUAGAAGAAAGAAAUUCAUGUCACUAAGAGAUUCAAAGUUACCAAGUGUGACAUAUAUCAAUAUUUGCAUCCCUGUGGUACCUGCGUUUGAGCUAGCAGAUAGUAGCUUAAAAUUGAACUUUUGAUGUUUCUUAUUUUAUAGGAUAUGGGCUGUCAGACAACACUGAAUAAUAAGGAAGUUGUUGAAAAUUCAAAUGUGGUGUUUUUAGCGGUAAAACCUUACUUAAUAGCUCCUGUUGCAAAAGAGAUCAAGUCUUCCAUUGACACAUCUAGACACCUUGUUGUGUCAGUAGCUGCGGCCAUUACCACAGAUGUGAUCGAGGAGGUGAGAGCCAUGAGUGUUUUUCGAUUCAUAACAUUUACAAUGCAACAAAGAAAAGAGAGCCUUUGCAUAUCAUAAUUAUCCCCUUCUAGGGGAUAAUUAUAAUAUACCUCCCAACAAAGAGACAUAAAGAUAUGGAUAACAGAUCUUCCUCUUACAGCUGACACUAAGAGUUAUCUUACUUGACUGUCAGUAUUUGUAAAACCUGAAAUUCUCAAUAUGCAUUUAUUUGUUAUUUAUUUUUUUCUUUUUUUUCUAUUAGUUCAAUGUUUUUUGUUCAUUUAAAUGUGAAGGGAACAUUUUGAUCAAAUACAUUUGAUAAUAUAAUGUUACAAUCAAAUCAGGUCAUAUGUGUUCUAAUUUAAACUUUAGAAGCUAAUAAAACCUGUGUUGUGUUUAGAGAAGUAAAUUACUACAUAUGUGAAAACUUUGCCAAAAAACUCAUUUUCCCUUCAUGUUUAAUUUAUUGCCUUAACUAGAAUUUCUUUCUCUCAAAAGUCAACUUCAAUUUAAAUAUUAAUUAGAUGACAAAAAACGAGAAUAACUUUAGUGUCUUAUAAAAUAUGUCCUGCUCCAAAGGUAAAAAGAAAUGGAGAAUUUUUAGGGAUUAAGAAGCUAAACAUUCAAUUGACCAUACAUGAAUUAAUAUUUUUUGGCAAACACUUGACCAACUUCAAUAGUGAGGAACAAGCCAUUGAUAUGUAACAUAGUGCACAUAUUCAUGAUGACCACAUCAUAAUUUCCUGAUCUUUAAUUGUAGUCAUGUAUUCCUUAUUGUCUAGAGUUUACCACCAAACACUCGUGUCAUUCGAGCAAACCCAAAUUUGGCCUGUUCUGUGCAGUGUGGUGCUUUGGCAUUCUGUAAAGGAAGGUGCACAUUGGCAGCAGAUGUACAACUGAUAACAAUACUUCUUCAAACUAGUGGUAGGAAAAUUGAUGGAUGUGUCAACAGACUAUUUCUCUUUUGUUGAGAUCUCCUUUAGUGUAAUGUGUAAGUUAAGUGAGGCCCAAGGUUAUUUCACCUCAGUCUUUCAACUCAAUCAAAUUGUGCUUGACAAACUUUAGAGCAGACAAAUGAGGAGGGUGGUAUGGAAACUCAGAGAGAUGAACAGUUUUUCUAAGCUUUUUGCUGUUAAGUUCCAUCGUGCUCUUUUGUGUGGUUGACUGACUGACUUAAGAGUGAAAACCAGGGUUCUUAUCAUUUCAUUUUCUGUUACCAAUUGUUAACUCUGACUCCCAUGAAUGGUGCAAGAAGGUUUUUGUGAGGAUAGUGGCUAGUAUGAAGAAACCGAGACUGUUACUUCAGAAUGCUUUUCCUCUGUAGGUGACCUCUGAGAAUAAAACAUAAGCAUUCAGUAAUUAUGCAUAGUUUUAGCAACAACAUUCCACUAGUGCUGCUAACUGAGGCAUCCCUUUUACCACAGGUAUGUGUGUGGAGGUGAAAGAAUCUCAGAUGAAUGCGAUUACUGCUGUGGGUGGAAGUGCCCUGGCUUUUUUCUUCCUUGCCAUUGAGGCAAUGAGUGAUGGAGGUGUGAGGGUGGGUUUACCAAGAGCUUUGUCAACGGAUCUGGCCACUCAGACUGUUCUCGGAGCAGCACGGCUGGUACAGGAAACAGGAAAACAUCCAGCUCAGGUAUAUCAUGGCACAUAUGUGUUAUUGACUCAGCUUGAAGUCAACAUGGUUGGGUAUUGACCAAGUUUUGUUUGUCAAUUUUGUGGACCAUGAAGAUGUCAAAUUUAAAAAUGCCUUAAAAGAAGUUAUCCAGCAUACAACUAUUUUGGUGAAAAAGGGUGGUCCAUAAAGGAUUCGAUCAAAAAACAAGGGUGCAAGGAAAUUUGCAACAGGUAGUGAGGAGAGUUAACAAUCAGAUCUUGGGACAUAAAGGGUUAAAAGCUGUGAUGCAUUUGGGCCUGUAAACUCAUAGAGGUACGGGAUCAAUAUCAGUAUCUGGGCAACUGCCCACCUACCCCUCCCCUAACCCAACAUUAACCCUAACUUGUUAUCAGUUGACUGUUAUUAAAUUAGGGGAGGGGUAAGUGGGCAGUUGCCCAGAUACUGAUAUUGAUCCGAUGUACGUUCUCCUGUAAGCCCCUCACAAAACAAUUGUGUUUGAAAUAUUUUAGUUAAAAGAUGAAGUUUGUUCUCCGGGUGGAACGACGAUUGCUGGAAUUCAGACUUUGGAGAGAGCCGCAUUUAGAAGCUGCUUCAUUGAUGCCGUGGAUUCGACAACAAAACGAGCGGCGGAAAUUGCUGAGCUACAGAAAUCUAAAGGAAAAUGACGGACGAAUUGAUAUGUGGCUGAAACUGUUUAUAAAUUAGAUCCAAAAGCUCUUUAUGAAAGACAAUAAAAUUUUAGAGUCAUGUAUACUUUUGUUGGAAAAUUAUGUGAUUAAGUGAUUUUUUUAAAAAAGAGAUUCGCUUUAGAAACAUUUCUCGCACUUUUGUAGCUCGACUCGCGAAGGGGAAGCGCAAAUCGUGGGUUCUCGAAGACAAACCUAUUCGGAAAGCUUAUCAGUCCAUAAUGUAUAAGAAUGUGCAAUUCCACUUUAUUAUAAUAAACCCUUAAUAGUCCAUUGCUAUUAAUCUCGAUUUUCUUGAAAUGCACUUUCGAAAAGGAAACUAUCGGUGGC
Messenger RNA from Pocillopora meandrina, 3655 nucleotides. NCBI's taxonomy places the organism in Eukaryota, Metazoa, Cnidaria, Anthozoa, Scleractinia, Pocilloporidae. The record is from the annotation of a GenBank genome assembly.